Messenger RNA from Poecilia reticulata (guppy), 1451 nucleotides. The record is from RefSeq and is a predicted model, not a curated record. Lineage: Eukaryota; Metazoa; Chordata; Actinopteri; Cyprinodontiformes; Poeciliidae.
UCGGCGUGCCGCCCCCUCCAGAUGGGGUUUUGACGCCCCCUCUGGUGCUGCGCCCCUAUGCAUUGCAUGCCUGCAUACCCACUUUUUGCGCCAUUAUUGAUAAUGGAGCUCUCCACAGCUGAACUUCAACUAGACAAUGACAAUGAAAUUAUUUCACAUUUAAGACAAACAGAAUCACAGGCAGCAGAUGCAGUGAAUCUCUCAGACAAUCAACAAACCUGCACACAGGACAUCAAUGCUGUGCUGAGAGAGAUGAGCUCCUCAUUGGCUGGACUGAAGGUUGAUAUGGAGUAUCUACAGAGAGAUAAUGAAGCCAAGACAAAAGAACUGGACUUGCUAAAACAACAAUACCAAGAGCAAGUCACAAAAGUAAGACGUCUUGAGCAGCAGUACCAAGAGCAAGUCACAAAAGUAAGAAGUCUUGAGCAGCAGUGCAAAGCAAAACAUGUGGCGUUCUCCGCCUCAGUGUUCACUGGGGGUGCUCAAGGAUACAUAGGACCAUUUGACACAGAAACAGUUCUGGUCUUCAGACAUGUUGCUACAAAUAUUGGAAAUGCCUACAACCCAAACACAGGGAUUUUUUCUGCACCCAUCAGAGGAGUCUAUCAUUUUGAGUUCUACCUACAUGGACAUGGACAUAAAUCAAUACAUACAGCUGCUACGUUGGUCAAGAAUGGGCAGCAAAUCUUCACUGCUUUUGAAGGGCAACCUUCCUAUUCUGUUAAUCCUUCGAAUGGGGUGAUUUUACAUUUAGAGUCUGGAGAUGUUGUUUUUGUGCGUCUCUGGAGGAAUUCAAGAAUUUAUGACACUUGUAAUAAUCAUACAACGUUCAGUGGCCAUUUGCUUUUCCCCAUGUGAGCAGGAAACAUAUCUAAUUUUCUUUCUCCAUCAUUUUUUUUGGUGACUUAUAAUUAAAUAUUGCAGAAGGUUACAUUGUUACAUAAUGUUUUGAUUAUGUUAAAAUAAAAAUAUUUGCAGCAGGAUUUGCUGGCUUUUUUCAGUACAGUCCUAGGUUAGACCCAUUAUCAGCUUUACAUCAGCAAGUUCAAGAGUCUGUAAUUUUACUGAGCUCCUAAUUUAGAAAAGUAAAAUCAAAUCUUUAAAAAUAUUGUUUAUUUCAGCUUUUAUUUUCUUUAAAAUCAUUUGAGUGUAUGCCUAAUUUGGAACACAAAAKAAACCUUAAUGAAGAAUAAAAAGAAACACCAAUAUAGAACCAGAAUAACAGUCAAAAGGGAAUUAUUAAAUUCAAUAAUAACAUUUUUAAGCAGAAUUAARUAUAUUCCUGAAGGCAGCAAAAACAUUAUGUAAGGACUUUAUUGCUCAGCACACAUUGAAUGUUUAAUCACAUGCAGUAAAUUAAAAUAUGUUGUGAUGAGGAUGUUUGUUCUAAUUGUAAAUGUGAUAUYUUCAUUUGCUGUAAACUGAAAAUCAUCAUAACAUAAUUAAAGGUG